CUGAUGUUAUUUUGGUCAGAGUGUGAGGGCCACUUCGUGUCUCUUCUUCUCUCUAGCAUCCUCGGUUACUUGGAAUCGCCGCAUCCCCGGGAGGAGAACUCCUGCAUAGAGUCUGAGGAAUCUCAUCGAGGAUUUCGGAAUAUGCGGAUACCCCUCACCAAGUAACGCGAAUCUCCACGGCGUGAUCGGUCGCCGCCGAAGUGCAAUCUUGGCCUUCCAGGCGUUCCGGCCAUCCAUCAACAUCAUGAGUGGCAUUGUUUCGUGUAGCCUCCGAUAUUUCACCGCCACCGCGAUUCGCCGACGGAGCAGCGGGCUCUCCCUCCAGACCCUCUUCCCCUCCGGAGCUUCUCUGACCUCGGGGCUCCGGGCACCGACAAGCUCCGCGCCUCCCUCGCACGGAACUCCAUCCCCGUCCCCUUCGUUGCUGUCAGUGAUGUCAACCUCAUCGAGGAACAGCUCGUUUUCGGCCGAUCAUUCCGACAUAACUUACCUCACCCAGGAACAGGCCACCAAUAUCGAUGUGGAGCUAUUCGGUGAUUACGGUUUCACCAUCGAUCAGCUGAUGGAAUUGGCGGGCUUGGCGGUCGCCACAGCGAUCGCGAAAGCCUACCCCCCACCAAGCAAAGCACCUCCUCCUAAAGUUCUCAUCUGCUCUGGGCCUGGAAACAAUGGCGGAGAUGGUCUGGUGGCAGCAAGACACCUGAAAUGGUUUGGAUACGAUCCGUGCAUUUUCUAUCCGAAGCAAACAGCGAAACCGAUAUUCGCGGCCCUCCGACGUCAAUGCGAAGAAAUGGAAAUCUCGUUCAUGAGCUUCCUACCGGAUGCCAAUCUCGUCGACAACAAUUUCACUCUGGCCGUCGACGCUCUUUUCGGCUUCGGUUUCAAGCCCCCCGUCCGACCAGAGUUCGUCGAAGUUCUCCAGAAAAUGUGCAGAUUCAAGACACCCAUCGUCAGUGUCGAUGUGCCUUCGGGCUGGGACGUAGAGACAGGCCCGCAUCAAGAUUCCAUCAAGCCGGACAUGGUCGUAUCUCUAACAGCUCCGAAAAAAGGGAUGCAGAACUUUCACGGGAAGCACUACCUCGGCGGAAGGUACAUUCCGGACUCAUUGGCAGCGAAAUUCAAUCUUAAGCUUCCCAGAUAUCCCGGCACUGAGCUCGUUGUACAACUUGGCUAGACCCCUAAGGAACCUCGUCCACAAGAGUACGAAUCAUUGCCCCUCAGAAUAAACGAAGCACUUGACCUCCGGAACGGAAGUGAUCUUGGGUUUCAGCCGAUCAGAAGGAAGCGCUCAGAAAGCUCUGUUUGAACAAGCAUUGUCGCAUCGGCGAUCCAUCUCUUGCGAAGACAAA
Messenger RNA from Galendromus occidentalis (western predatory mite), 1349 nucleotides. RefSeq names its product NAD(P)HX epimerase (gene Naxe). The transcript has 5 exons. The record is from RefSeq and is a predicted model, not a curated record. Gene Ontology annotation, molecular function: NAD(P)HX epimerase activity. Lineage: Eukaryota; Metazoa; Arthropoda; Arachnida; Mesostigmata; Phytoseiidae. The coding region runs from base 245 to 1174 and encodes 309 amino acids. Gene Ontology annotation, cellular component: mitochondrion.